Sabethes cyaneus is the source of this 3278-nucleotide messenger RNA. RefSeq names its product pyrokinin-1 receptor (gene PK1-R). The record is from RefSeq and is a predicted model, not a curated record. Gene Ontology annotation, cellular component: plasma membrane. The transcript is spliced from 5 exons. Gene Ontology annotation, biological process: neuropeptide signaling pathway. Gene Ontology annotation, molecular function: neuromedin U receptor activity. NCBI's taxonomy places the organism in Eukaryota, Metazoa, Arthropoda, Insecta, Diptera, Culicidae. The coding region runs from base 897 to 2858 and encodes 653 amino acids.
GCAAGUGCUUUAGCAGUGUAGCCGGUAGUUGGCGGUAUAGUUUGUUGCCAAUUGUUGUUUUCAUCUCCUUCCAUGGAGGACAAAAUUUACGCGAACGCAGAGCAGAGAUGCUUACUAUAACAACAACUAGGUUAUUAAUCUAACCUUUCGGGACGCGUGUACAUUUAUUUGUUCAAGCGAUUCGGUUAUGACCGGGCCUGAAAUAGAUCAUUAGUCCCUAUUGAAACGCCGGUUGAUUAUAAUUGGUGUUUAUGCCUUCGGCCUAUGCUUUGAACAUGCUUUCAUUCGGUAGUUUAGCAGGAACAGUGUGAAGAAAAGUGCCGAGCAUAGUGUCGUGUAAUUGUUUAAUUAAUUCUCAUAAACGGAACGGAAGGAUAACGGAAAAAGUGUGGUGACUCAUUGGAGAUCUUUCGAUUGGUCGUUGAAGAUAUACUGUUAUAUGUGAUUACACAUGAGUGUGGAUUAAAUGUGCAGAUUGGCGGAAUUGUUAGCAUUACGAUUGGAUUACAGAAAAUUUUGCUGAAUUGUGGAUUAUCACGUGUGGUAGCAUUUCUCCUAUUGAUUGGAAUAUUGGAAGCUAUGGAUACUGAUCUUUAGUGCUCAAGUGACUGCAUAAGGGUUGACUGACACAAGUUUAGUUCGUGCAAGCAGAUUGCUCCUUCCAGUCAAGACGUUCUUCUUCGUUCAAUACCGACAGAAGUGACAACCCUUUUGCUGUCUCAUCCUACCGGAUAAACUUCAAACUGUUCAAUAAAGUCAACAAAGGCAACAAUAAUGGAGGCAUAGCAUGAAAUUCUAUAAACGAUAGAUCCAUCAACAAAACCUUUGAGGGAAGACAUACAUAUAAAAGAAAACACUUGCCCGCUAGGGAAGCCACAACAGUUGUGAAGAAAACCAUGGAAACUUGGUCAUCAGUGGCAGCGAAUGCCAGUGGUGUAUUAUUAAAUCUGACCUACGUCAACGACUCCUCACUACCCGGCAACGGUUCGAAUGAGGAUGAUUUAAUCGCAAUAUUCGGUCCAAAACACGACCCGCUCUACGUGGUAAUCCCGAUGACAAUUAUGUACAUCUUGAUUUUCGUAACGGGUGUCAUCGGUAACAUAAGCACGUGUAUCGUGAUAGCGAAAAACAAAUCCAUGCAUACCGCAACGAACUAUUACCUCUUCAGUUUAGCCGUGUCGGACUUUUUCCUGUUGCUGUCCGGCGUACCGCAGGAAAUGUACUUUAUCUGGCGAAAAUAUCCUUACAUUUUCGGCGAAGCUUUCUGUGUCGCUCGGGGAGUUGCGGCGGAAACGGCGGCCAACGCGACCGUCCUCACCAUUACGGCUUUCACUAUCGAGCGCUACGUCGCAAUCUGCCACCCGUUCCUGUCGCACACGAUGUCGAAACUGUCCCGGGCCGUUCGGUUCAUUUUCGCCAUAUGGUUGGUGGCGAUUGUAUCGGCCGUCCCGCAGGCACUCCAGUUUGGCGUCACAAGUCAAAAGGGUGUAGAUCUGUGCGUGGUGAAGCGGGUAAUUAUUCAUCAUUCGUUCGAGUUGUCGACGUUUAUUUUCUUCUUCGCUCCGAUGACACUCAUCACGGUGCUGUACGCGUUGAUUGGUUUGAAGCUGCGCUCGUCGUCGCUGAUGCAGCGAGACGGGACGCUACAGCGGAGGAGCAAUGCCUGCCCGAAUAAUCGACAGCAGGGAACGAGCCAAGGAACGCGCCGAGUCCUGAAGAUGUUAGUCGCAGUCGUGGUAGCAUUCUUCAUCUGCUGGGCUCCGUUCCACGCCCAGCGACUGGUGUACAUCUAUGGCGUCGACGAGUUCAAUCGGCCGAUACAUCCGCUGAUUUUUGAGUAUUUCAUCGUGACGACUUACAUUUCCGGUGUCCUGUACUAUCUAUCAACCUGCAUCAACCCGCUGCUGUACAAUAUUAUGAGCAACAAGUUCCGCCAGGCAUUCAAGGAGACGUUGGGCCACCGCUGCUGCUGCGUUACGCGAAAAACAACCUGCACGUUGCGUUCCUAUCGAAACCUCUGCCGAAGCGACGGACAUCCGGCUGCAAACAAAGAAUCUUCUGAAUACACAGGCCAUUCCAUCCAGGACGACAGUCUGUACUCAUCAUCCACUCAGAAGCAAUCGCUCGAUUCCAUAGCGCUAUCGCGAGGCCAAUCUGUGAAGCGUUUCGGCUGUGGCUACGAGCGCACCGCGUCGUCGACGACGAUGGCGACGACGGGACGCGAGAAUGGCCGUACCGUUGUUCCGCUGUUGGGCCCGGUAAAAUCGACGCCGACCGUGUCGGCCCAUCUGGAUUUCUACCCGGAGGGUAAGGAACUGUGCAUUAAUAUCUACUCGUCGAGCGACUCGUUCUCGUCUCGGUCUACCGAGAACGUUUCCCGAUUAACCGUAAAACUGAACCGUUUAUCUUUCGACGAAUCGCAGAAGGGUCCCCGUCAAUAUGAGCGCUCGGCCGCCACGCUGCCAAGUCCACCGACGACGGUUAUGUACGAAGAUGAGCAUCCUAUCCACAGGAGCACACAGGUCAAUUUGAAGUACACCAAGCAGGGCCCGGUGAAGAUAUCGAUUAAGCGUAAAAACCGCAAUGGUCUAAAGUUUUGGCGAUACUUCCGUCACGCGUCUUCCGUAGAGGACCGCCAGCAGCAAUGGCGACAGGCUUCGGUGCAGUUUUACAGUGCCGUGCAGCGGCAUCCUAAUGGCAGCGAAAGAAAUGCGAAAGAGUCAUCACCACUCGCCGUCGAUGUGCAUGCAGGUUUCGGCCAGGAAGACGAUCUGGAAGCGUACAUGAAAGAGAUAAAACUAAGAGAAAGCGUUACAAAUAAUAAAUUUUGUACUACCAACAAAGGAACGAAAUCCUAACUGAGACUCCUACACCAAGAGAGUGGAUCCUGAAGUUUGAAAAGAAACAAACGAAAAAUGUCUGUGGUACUAUAGUCACUAACCUCAGGCACGUGAAACGAUACGAUAUGGUUUCGGGAGCUGUAAUUAAGUAAAAUAGAUUAAUAAUAAAACUUUCAUGUUGUGGUUCCUAAUCGGAGAUUGAACACAAUGUGUCGUGUAUGGGUGUAGAAAAGACUUCACAUUGAAGUCAUCGAAUACAGGGUCGGUUCUAUUGAGGGAGGUCACCAUUCGAAAUUUUAAUGUAUAAAAAUUCGUGCUUAGUGUUACAAAAGUUUGGCUAAUAACGACCGUAAUGUUAAAUCAAUUUACCUGGCUGUGCAGUAGAUUAGUUUCUUGUUAAGAAUUUUUAACCUAAUUGUGAUAUGUUUUUAGAAAUAU